CGCCAAGAUGGCGCCCCCCGUGCCGCUGCUGGCAGUGAGAGGAUCCGAAGGGCUUUAUAUGGUGAAUGGGCCACCUAGUUUCACAGAGAGCACAGCGUUUCAAAGGGACUCUGGAAAAAAUUGCAAAGCUGUUGCUUUUAGCAAGGACGGUUCCCUCUUUGCCUGGUGCAAUGGAGAAAAAGUAAAUAUUGUUAAUGUCACCAGUGCUGAGUUACUGCGUUCCUUUGAUCUUCCAAAGGCAGUUUGCCUUGAAUUCUCACCAAAGAAUAAUGUCCUAGCAACAUGGCAGACCUAUACAACUGCUAAAGAUGGCACAGCGGGGGUGCCCAACCUACAGCUUCAUGAUGUGAAAACUGGAAAAUGUUUAAAAUCUUUCAUCCAGAAAAAGAUGCAGAACUGGUGUCCUUGCUGGGCAGAUGAUGAAAGCAUUUGUGCCAGAAAUGUAAACAAUGAAGUGCACUUCUUUGAAAACAACAACUUUAAUACUAUUGCAAAUAAACUGCAUUUGCAAAAAGUUAAUGAUUUCGUGUUAUCUCCAGGAGCACAGCCAACCAAGGUUGCUGUGUAUGUUCCGGGCAGUAAAGGUGCACCAUCAUUUGUUAGACUCUAUCAGUAUCCCAACUUUGGUGGCCCUCAGUCUGCACUAGCCAAUAAAAGUUUCUUUAAAGCUGACAAGGUGACAAUGCUAUGGAACAAAAAAGCCACUGCUGUGCUAGUAAUAGCUAGUACAGAAGUUGAUAAAACAGGUGCUUCGUACUAUGGAGAGCAAACUCUGCACUACAUUGCAACAAAUGGAGAAAGCGCGGUCGUACAACUGCCAAAAAAUGGUCCUAUUUAUGAUGUAGUUUGGAACCCCAAUUCUGUCGAGUUUUGUGCUGUGUAUGGUUUUAUGCCUGCCAAAGCAACAGUUUUUAAUCUGAAAUGUGACCCUGUGUUUGAUUUUGGAACCGGUCCUCGCAAUGCUGCCUACUACAGCCCCCAUGGACAUAUCCUAGUGCUAGCAGGAUUUGGAAAUCUCAGGGGACAGAUGGAAGUGUGGGACGUUAAAAACUACAAACUCGUUUCCAAACCAGUAGCCUCGGAUUCCACGUACCUCGCUUGGUGUCCUGACGGGGAACAUAUUGUAACAGCUACAUGUGCUCCCAGGCUACGAGUCAGUAACGGUUACAAGAUAUGGCACUACACUGGCUCUCUACUACACAACUACAAAGUUCCAUCAAAUGAAGAAAUGUGGCAAGUUUCCUGGCAGCCCUUCUUGGAUGGAGUGUUCCCAGCCAAAGCAGUAAAAUACCAGGCAGUUCCAAGUGAGUUGCCCAGUGCUGAGCCAAAGCCUGCUCAAGCGUACAGACCUCCAGCCCUGAGAAACAAACCUGUAACAAGUUCCAAGCUCCAUGAGGACGAGCCACCUCAGAAUAUGAAACCACAGUCAGGAAGCAGUGAUAAGCCGCUCUCUAAAACAGCUCUCAAAAAUCAAAGGAAACAUGAAGCAAAGAAAGCUGCUAAACAGGAGGCCAAAGCUGAUGCGAACCAGGAAUCUACACAGUCCGCAGCAUCACAGAAUGCACCACGGAGUGCUGUGCCUGCCGUUACAUCAGGAGAUCCUGAAGUUGACAAGAAGAUAAAGAAUUUAAAAAAGAAACUGAAGGCAAUUGAGCAGCUGAAAGAACAAGCAGCUGCUGGCAAACAGCUAGAGAAAAAUCAGUUGGAGAAGAUUCAGAAAGAAACUGCUCUCCUUCAGGAACUGGAAGACCUAGAACUGGGUCUUUAAAACUCCAUGGAAGUCCAGUGCGGCGUUAACACAAAGUUCAUGACAAAUAUAAUUUCUGUUAACUUGAACAUAAUAAAAUGUUUCAGCAAAUGACCUGAGGAUGCAGAAGUCCACAGGUUUGCUGCACACUCGCCUUUUGAAAAGCUUUCCUAAAGAUUUGUGCACAUGUGAAACUGUAAACAAGUAACGAAUAUCGCAUCAGCCAGUUCUGCUGCUGUUCAAACCAGAAAUGUGCUUAUGUUCUUAAAGCAUAUUGUCUAAAAAACAGAAAGCCUGUUGGUUUAUCUGUUCCUUGUUUGGGUGUGAGGAGGGAAGGUGAUGAGGUUUACCCGUUUGAUAGCUUUAUUAUAUUUAAAAAGAUGUGAUCUUUAUGCAAUAAUGGGAUGUAGAUAAAAAUAAAGAGCAUUUAAUA
Molecule: messenger RNA, 2180 nt
Organism: Gymnogyps californianus (California condor)
Lineage: Eukaryota; Metazoa; Chordata; Aves; Accipitriformes; Cathartidae
Gene: EIF2A
Product: eukaryotic translation initiation factor 2A
Exons: 14
Coding region: 8-1768 (586 amino acids)
Biological process (GO): translational initiation
Cellular component (GO): cytosolic small ribosomal subunit
Molecular function (GO): protein binding; translation initiation factor activity; tRNA binding
Source: RefSeq, a predicted model, not a curated record